GGUACCACUGCGGUUGUCAUGGAGGCGCUGUGGGCAGCGCUGGACGAGGUGGCCUUGGAAGGGCUGGAGGGUCUGACGCUGGGCGCGCUGUGGGAUCGGCUAGCCGGCCGCGUCCCGGCCUUCCCACUGCCCCUCGAGCCGGCUGCUCGGCAGCUCCUCUGGGCGACGCUAGCCGCGCAGCCCGAGCUCCGCUUCUACCUGCUCCCGCAGCCGCGGCCCCCGCUGCGCCUCUUCGACCGGUAUGAAGAAAUUGAUCUUGAAACAGGAAUACUGGAGACCAAGAGAGACCCUGUUCCUUUAGAUGACAUUUAUCCUGUGCACAUGGUUUUGGACAACAAUGAUGGCAUUCAAGGUUCAUGCCAAUAUUUUAAAGAGAGGUUGGAUAUAACUGAUCAAGUCAGGACAAAGGACAUGCAGUCCUGUUGCACUUACACAGAGGCUUAUGACAACUGGGGAGAGAGGAUGGUCAUUGUUGCCUCCCAGACUCUACGACACAGAGCGCUGAUAGGCUGGGAAGGGGAUCCUGAUUUAAAACUUCCAGACUUCUCCUACUGCAUUUUGGAACGGCUAGGGCGCGCUCGGUGGCAAGGAGAGCUCCAAAGAGACCUCAGCGUGGCUUUUAAAGUGGAUGCUGGCAAGCUGCACUACCAUCGAAGGGUGCUUGACAGAAAUGGGCUCAUUACCAUGCAGUCUCACGUGAUCAGAUUGCCCACAGGAGCCCAACAGCACUCCAUUCUUCUGCUUCUGACCCGCUUUCAUAUUGACAGGAGGAGCAAAUAUGAUAUCCUUAUGGAGAAGCUCUCCAGCAUGCUGACAGGACGGCCAGGACAGAUGGAGACCCUGGGGAACAUUAGGGAGGAGCUAGGUCUCUGUGAGAAAACAUUUAAACGUCUCUAUCAGUAUAUGCUGAAUGCUGGCUUGGGCAAGAUCGUGUCCGUUCCAUUACAGAACAUGCGUCCCGAAGGAGGCCCCUUCAAGACCAAGAGGGGAACAGAUGUCAUGGUCCGUUGCCUGAAGCUUGUAAAGGAGUUUCGGAAGAAGGUGGAUGAAUACCAUGAUGAUGAUGACGAAGACGUGAUCACAAAGACUGUGCAGCCCAUUGACGUGGUGUACGAAAAGGACAUGCUGACCCAGGCAUAUGAGCUAAUAGAAAGCUGGGGCACCAAAGGCAUUUCCCAAGCUGAACUUCGAGCGGCUAUGAACGUAGGGAAGCUAGAAGCACGGAUGUUGUGCCGCCUCUUGGAGCGAUACAAAGUGAUCAAGGGGUUCAUGGAAGACGAAGGAAGACAGCGGACAACAAAGUACAUCACCUGCACCUUUGCAGAAGAGAGUGACUUGAGUCGGCAGUUUGAGAGAGAGAAGGCCCGAAGCGAGCAGCUGGCUUUGGCUAGUGUAUCCGUAGCACAGGAAGACUCCUUGCCUGGGGAGGAGUUCUCACCAGGGGAGGAAGAAACACUGCUCUCUGAGUUGACAAAUGAGGAGGAGGAAGAGGAGGAGGAGAAAGAGGGUGUGAAGCCAAGGAAGGCCAGCACAGCAUCACGGCUGAGGCUCCCUUUCCGAGGAGGCCUGUGCCAGUCAACCCCAACUAAAGCCAGGAAAUCGGCAGCUUCAGUGACACCAGGCAGGACACUGCCUCCUUUGUGCUCCCCGGAAUAUCCAGAAGAGCUUCCCGAUCACUUGGCUGAUGACGAUUCUGCUUCGGAUGUGAUAAAGCAGGAAACCAUUCUCUCCUCGUGCACCUAUUCUGCAGAUGAUGCUGGGGACAUAGCUGUGGUUGAGGAAGUCAGGCUUGAAACCCCCAAAAAGACCUCUGAUGAAAAAAAGAAAGAGAAGCGACCUCGAGCCUCACCAGUCGAGCGCUCGCAUGAGACCUACCGCCUCCUGAAGCGGCGAAACCUCAUUAUUGAGGCUGUCCAAAACCUCCGCUUGAUCGACAGCUUGUUUGUGCUCCAGAAAAUGGUCAUGGAUCAAGAGAAGCAGGAAGGGGUUUCCACAAGGUGCUGCAAGAAGUCAAUCAUACGCUUAGUACAGAAGCUCUCCCAGGAAGGGUUCUUGCGCCUCUACCGCACCACUGUCAUCCAAGAUGGGGUCAGCAAAAAGGUGGAGUUUGUGGUUGACCCUUCAGUCAGCCCCAACGAUCCGCUAGUGAAAAGUGCCAUUGAACAAGUGCGUUUCCGGAUCUCCAACUCAAGCACAGUGAACAGGGUUAAAAUUCCACAGACACCAACUUCCCAGGACCAUCUGGAUGAAGGGAGCCAAGAGUCUGGGAUGGGAGCUGCCUUGAGGGAGAUGGAAGGCUGCUCCUCUCCUUGCAGGGGGGAGGGGACUGGCAGGCCAAGUGAGGCGGGUGAGAAGGUGCCCAUCACUAAGUUCAACGAUCACCCUGUUACAGUGCCAGGUCUUGGACGCUCCCUGGGCUUUCUUCCCAAAAUGCCUCGCCUAAGGACAGCCCACCUUUUCUUCUGGUACUUAGUUUACGGGCACCCUUUAAAUGCAUCGCAGAGCAAAGCAGGCUGCAGUAGUGACCCAGCAAGCAGCAUGCAAAGCCUUAGCUCCUCUUGUACCCAUCCUGCUACAGCAGAGAAUGAGGAGUCCGAUAGGGCAUACGUGGAAGGCCAUCCUGCCACAGCCCAGGAGGUGGAAGUGGAUCUUGAGGAACAGGCAGUGUAUGCGGAUGAUGCCUCGUGGAAGCGUCACAUCCCUCCCCUCCCAGCACACAGGGAAUUUGGUCACGGAUGGGCACUAGUUAGCGACAUUCUUCUCUGCCUGCCGCUGUCCAUCUUUGUUCAGAUUGUACAAGUCAGCUACAAGGUAGAUAACCUGGAGGAUUAUUUAAAUGAUCCACUGAAGAGGCACACUUUGAUCAGAUAUCUUCCCAGAUCAAUUCGACAAAAGCUCCUAUAUAAAAGGAGAUAUAUCUUUUCAGUUGUGGAAAGCCUGCAACGGUUGUGUUACAUGGGGUUGGUGCAGUUUGGUCCCACAGAGAAGUUUCAAGAAAAAGAUCAGGUGUUUGUAUAUCUGAAGAAAAACGCAAUGAUUGUGGAUACCACUGUCUGUGAGCCCCAUUAUAAUUUAGCUCAAAGCAGUCGCCCUUUUGACAGACGCUUGUAUGCUCUGCACACUCUGCAAGAUGUGGAGAAUUUCUGGUUUGACUUGCAGUGUGUCUGCCUCAAUACACCCCUUGGAAUUGUCCGCCAUCCCCGUGCCAAGAAAAGUGGAACUGCAGUUGAUGAUGCUGAUGUGACAUUGGAACAUGAGUCGGCAGCGCACAGACACAACCUUGAGCGCAAGUGUGCGAUGCUGGAGUACACGACCGGGUGCCGAGAAGUUGUGGAUGAUGGUUCUAUUCCUGGAGAUGGCCUGGGAGCAGGCGGCCUGGAUUCUAGCUUUUACAGCCAUUUAAAACGCAACUGGAUUUGGACAAGCUACAUUAUCAAUAAGACCAGGAAGGAGACUGCUGUUUCAGAAAUCGGGCAGACCAUGAGACUCCAGACCUUCCUGACAAAACGACCCCUUCCACUUGGCACCAGAGGUGGCAACAGCACCCUUUGGGGAGAAACGCUGGUGGGAACAGAACCUUCUGCCCAGAAUGAAGACUUGGUGGAGAUUGAGAAAGAAGCAGUGCAGAACAGAAGCAAGAGAGUCAGGGGUGGAAAAAGUCAGAAGAGGAGGAGGCUUAAGAAGGAGCUGGGGAAGAAGAUGAGGAAACGAAAAAGGAAGAAAGAGGGGACCCCUGGACAAAAGAGCAAGCGGCCACGCUACCACGACGAAGCAGAUCAGAGUGCCCUGCAGAGAAUGACCCGCCUGCGUGUCACUUGGACUGUGCCAGAGGACAGCCUGCUCAUGCUGUGCCGGAUUGCGAGCAACGUUCUUAAUGCCAAGGUCAGGGGGCCUUUUGUCCCAUGGCAGGUGGUCCGAGACAUCAUGCACACAAGCUUUGAAGAAUCCUUGGAUAAGACAUCUCAUUCAGUUGGGAGAAGAGCUCGCUACAUUGUCAAAAACCCACAAACCUACCUCAAUUACAAGGUUUGCCUGGCUGAAGUCUACCAAGAUAGAGCUCUGAUUGAGGAUUUCAUGAGCAGGAGGAACAACUAUCAGGAGCCCAAGGUUUGUGCAGAAGAAUUUAAGGAGUUUGUAGAGAGACUGAAAGAGAAGUUCAGCACCACCCGGGGGAAUCCCAGACCAGCCAUUCCAGACUCUCUUGAGGAGCUCUUCCACAGGUUCCGAGUGCUUGCAAUUGGAGAUGAAAACAGUCCCAGCAAGAAGGAGGAAGUGCUCAACAGCAUUGCUGACAUCCACUUCCUGGUGCUGCAGAAUCUGAUCCAGAGCACCCUGGCCCUCUCCGACAGCCAGAUGAAGUCCUGCCAGUCGUUCCAGACCUUCCGUCUCUACCGGGAAUAUCAAGAUGACAUUCUCGUGAAGGCUUUCUUGGAUUGCCAGAAGAGAAGCCUGGUAAACCGCCGCCGGGGCAAUCACACCCUGGGCCCCAAGAAGAGCCGCGCUCUGCCUUUCGUGCCAAUGUCCUAUCAGCUCUCUCAGAGCUACUACAGAGUUUUCACGUGGCGUUUUCCCAGCACAAUCUGCAGCGAGUCAUACCAGUUUCUCUUAAAGCUCAAGGAAGCUGGCAAGCAGGACCAAGCAGCUAGCUUUUCUUUCAAGGACCAAGAGGACUUGCCUGCCUCUGAAAUGGUGACCUUUCCUUUGGAUGGGCCUGGGGGCUACUGCUCCGCUCUCCUGGCCCUUUUCUCCCUUGGCCUGGUUUCUGUGGAUGUGGCAAUCCCGGAGCAGAUUGUGGUGGUGGACAGCACAAUGGUGGAAAAUGAAGUCAUCAAAAGCCUGGGGAAAGAGGGUCUGGAGGAGGAGGAGGACGAAGAGGAUGACUUGGACGAGAGUGCAACAAACAAGCCGCGCAUAGAGGUGAAGGCUCGCCAGGCAUCGCACACCAACUACCUGCUAAUGAGAGGCUAUUACUCCCCGGGCAUUGUCAGUACACGGAAUCUGAGCCCCACGGACAACAUUGUCGUCAAUUCCUGUCAGGUGAAGGUGAAGCUGAGAGAGACCCCUGCGUGGGAGGGCUUCCUAGGCCAAGAUCUGUUGGACCUGGAGAAUUUGCCUGUUGGAGCCUCCUGCCUCCCCAAAUCCUUCACCAGGCUUACUAGCAUCCAGGAAGAUGAUGUGGCAGAACAGUUUCUCCUUCAAUCCUUGGAGCAUCGCGGUUACAUCACUGGAGAGGUUGCAGCCAUCUUGGAUCUCUAUAGCACCAUUCAGGCAGCAUCCCACUUUGGGGUGACCAAGGAGGACUUUGCCAGGCAGUUCCAGCACUAUGAAGACAUGGGUGUCGGGUGUGCCAAGCUCUUGCAGGACCUCCUUGACCUGGAGUUGGUGUUGGAAUUGGGGAGCCACACACCCCGGUUGGUGGCAAGGAAAUGUGCUCGUCCGUGGCUAUUGCAUUCUGUCUCUUUGAAGGAGGAUGUUGGAAAAAAUCUUAAAGGCAGAGUUAUCCAGAGGGAGCCUGCAGAACAAGGCAAAGAGUCUGAGCAGAAAAGCCCCAUCCCCCCUCUGUUGGCAGAACAAGAACCAGCAAGGAAAAGGCGAAAGGUUGAGCUAGAUGAGAAUCAGGGUGGAAAUGAUGCUGCUCGAAGCAUGGCCUGUCUGUGGGAAGGAGCAGGUGACCCACUUCAAGGUGCCACUGGCAGCACCUCCUGUUUGGCAGGGCAGGAAACACACAAUGUGCAAGUGCCAGGCUUCACCCCAAAAUCUGGUGAGGUCGUGGAGGAAGAGGAGGGGACCUGUAUUUCUGAGAAAGAAGCAGAUGCAUUGAAUAGUUGGGCAGGAUCAGACUGUAGAGAUCCUGCGGAGGAACCUCAACAGGAAGAUCCAUCACAGCCAGGCAGCUCCAAUGAGUGUUCUGUGGAGAAUUUAACACAGGCCGAAGAGGAAAGCAGAGCAAAUGGAAAUACCUACUUUGUUGGGCGGCCAUGGCGCAUCGCAGAUGGCGGUCUGAAUAAGCCAGUGUGUAAGGGAAUCAUGGAAGGUGUGCUUUGCCAUAUCAUGACCAAGCCUGGCAUCACGGAAUCAGCCCUGCGCCGUCAUUACCUAGAGGUCCUACAGCCAGUGGCUCUCCUAGAAGUCCUGCAGGGACUUGAAGCGCUGGGCUGCAUCCGGAAAUUCUCUCUGAAGCAGCAGCAGAUGACUUCUCUGUUCUCGCAGCCUGGGCUGGAGGAAGAAGAAAUGGCUUGCCCCAAGCUGACUGAGGCCUCCACCAUUUUCUAUGAGCCAACUGUGGCCUGCACUCUGCUGAUGGGCCGUGUGUUCCCCUAUGAACUGAACUGGAACAAGUGGGUGUAGUGGGCAGAAAAACCUCAAUAAAGUGACUUUUGGGGAA
This is a messenger RNA of Eublepharis macularius, 6385 nucleotides long. It is a transcript of the gene GTF3C1, whose product is annotated as general transcription factor IIIC subunit 1. Gene Ontology annotation, cellular component: transcription factor TFIIIC complex. The transcript is spliced from 37 exons. The coding region runs from base 19 to 6348 and encodes 2109 amino acids. The record is from RefSeq and is a predicted model, not a curated record. Lineage: Eukaryota; Metazoa; Chordata; Lepidosauria; Squamata; Eublepharidae. Gene Ontology annotation, molecular function: DNA binding. Gene Ontology annotation, biological process: 5S class rRNA transcription by RNA polymerase III; transcription initiation at RNA polymerase III promoter.